UGAAGUAGAAACCUAUAUUAGGGGAAAACCAGGGUCCUCGGCAUUUUUGCGAGCAGUGCACCCAGAAUCCAAAAAAGAUUUUUUAAAAAGAAGAAAGAAGGAAAGAAAGAAACCACAGUCCUUUCGGUCACACGGACAGGGCUACGAAUUCCUCUCUCUGUUGGACAUCAGCACCGGGGAUUCAUUUUUGAGGUCAAUUUCCAAUCGAGAUAAAUCUAUUGGAUUAGUAGGAUUAUCUGAUUGCAGCUGAAAGAAGUAACGUUGUUUGAUCAUUUGUAUUUCUUGCCUGAUGGUCGGAUCUCCAUGGAGGUGGCUUUGGGUCCCCAGGAUUCUGGAUCCCGGUUGCAGCUGGAGAGAAAAAAGGAUCAAUUGGCACGUUUUGGAAGUGUCCGUGGGUGAAUAAAAAAAAAAAAAAGAAAAGAAAAGAAAAAAGAAAAAGAAAAAAGGAGCGGGGGGGGCGCAACACUGGGGUUGCGGCUGCUUAAAGAAGAAGAAAAAAUAAAUAAAGGAAGCAUCUUGAAUUCUGAAACACUAUUUCGGGGAGGGGGGUGUUUCAAGAUUCCAAAACAAAAAGGGGGACUAGAAACUGGUAAAUACUUUGACUGAUUCAGCUUGAAUUCGAAGGCGAAGUGUUGUAGAAACUGUCUCCUUGACUGGUUGGAAGGGGACUGGGGAAGAUGAGGGGUGCCCCUCGGUGGAUUUGUCUUACUGAGGGAUAGAGAUCUGCAGCUAAGUGGAUUUGAUUUAUAAGAGGGAAUCUACAGUCAAUGGCCUCUCUCCCCACGUAGCUACUAUGGAAAACAGAGUGGUCAAUAGGAUUUGGUCUGAUAAAUAGUGAUGACUGAAGAUGCUCCUUCAAUACAUGUGAAUCAAUGGGAGAUGCUGGCUGCAGGAAGAGCUUUCUGAGCUUUUCUCGGCAAGUUCACCUUUAAGAAAUAAGAGGUGCAUUCUACCAUUAUAAGGUCUUUCUCAAGUGGAUACAGAUACUUUUGCCUCACUGUAACCGGACAACUAGACAACUAAUGUGGGACUAUGGCACUGCCCAGAUGCACGUGGCCAAGUUAUGUGUGGAGAGCAGUAAUGUCAUGCUUGUUACACAGGGGACUGGGCGCCUCGUUGACUCUCUGUGUGUUGGCAUGUUUGCUUCAGGCUGCCCACGUACUCUCCCAAAAAUUGGAUGAUGCAGACCCACUGGUGACUACCAACUUCGGCAAGAUCAGAGGGAUUAAGAAAGAACUCAAUAAUGAAAUCUUGGGGCCUGUUAUUCAGUUUCUGGGGGUUCCAUAUGCAGCACCGCCAACAGGGGAACAUCGUUUUCAGCCUCCAGAGCCACCAUCCCCCUGGUCAGAUAUCAGGAAUGCCACUCAAUUUGCUCCCGUGUGUCCCCAGAAUAUCAUCGAUGGCAGGUUGCCAGAAGUCAUGCUUCCUGUGUGGUUUACUAAUAACUUGGAUGUGGUUUCAUCAUAUGUACAAGACCAGAGUGAAGACUGCCUGUAUUUAAACAUAUAUGUCCCAACUGAGGAUGAUAUUCGGGACAGUGGGGGUCCUAAACCAGUGAUGGUGUAUAUCCAUGGUGGCUCAUAUAUGGAAGGUACUGGAAAUUUAUAUGAUGGGAGUGUCUUGGCAAGUUAUGGCAAUGUGAUCGUCAUCACAGUCAACUACCGACUUGGGGUACUUGGUUUCUUGAGCACAGGAGAUCAGGCUGCAAAAGGAAACUAUGGACUCCUUGAUCUCAUACAGGCUUUAAGAUGGACUAGUGAAAACAUUGGAUUCUUUGGUGGUGACCCCUUAAGAAUCACUGUUUUUGGAUCUGGCGCUGGGGGUUCGUGUGUCAAUCUGCUGACUUUAUCCCAUUAUUCUGAAGGUAACCGUUGGAGCAAUUCAACCAAAGGACUUUUUCAACGAGCAAUAGCUCAAAGUGGAACAGCCCUUUCCAGCUGGGCGGUUAGUUUCCAACCUGCAAAAUAUGCUAGAAUGUUGGCCACAAAAGUUGGCUGCAAUGUUUCAGAUACAGUAGAAUUGGUGGAAUGCCUACAGAAGAAGCCUUACAAAGAACUUGUUGACCAAGAUAUUCAACCAGCACGAUACCACAUAGCCUUUGGACCUGUGAUUGAUGGCGAUGUAAUACCAGAUGACCCUCAGAUAUUGAUGGAGCAAGGAGAAUUUCUCAACUAUGAUAUAAUGUUAGGAGUUAACCAAGGAGAGGGAUUAAAAUUUGUUGAAAAUAUAGUAGAUAGUGAUGAUGGUAUAUCAGCUAGUGAUUUUGACUUUGCUGUUUCCAAUUUUGUUGAUAAUUUAUAUGGAUAUCCGGAAGGCAAAGAUGUUCUGAGAGAAACCAUUAAAUUCAUGUAUACUGACUGGGCUGACCGUCAUAACCCUGAAACCAGAAGGAAGACAUUACUGGCCUUGUUUACGGACCAUCAGUGGGUGGCACCAGCUGUUGCUACAGCAGAUCUUCACUCAAACUUUGGUUCACCUACAUAUUUCUAUGCCUUUUACCAUCAUUGCCAAACAGAUCAGGUUCCUGCGUGGGCUGAUGCAGCUCAUGGAGAUGAGGUUCCCUAUGUACUAGGAAUCCCCAUGAUUGGACCUACAGAGUUAUUUCCUUGUAAUUUCUCCAAAAAUGACGUGAUGCUGAGUGCAGUUGUAAUGACAUACUGGACAAAUUUUGCUAAAACUGGUGAUCCAAAUCAACCAGUUCCUCAAGACACAAAAUUCAUCCAUACCAAACCCAACCGCUUUGAAGAAGUAGCAUGGACCAGAUAUUCCCAGAAAGAUCAACUUUAUCUCCAUAUUGGAUUAAAACCAAGAGUUAAAGAACAUUAUAGAGCCAAUAAGGUGAACCUCUGGUUGGAGCUGGUACCUCAUCUGCAUAAUCUCAAUGACAUUUCUCAGUAUACCUCUACAACAACUAAAGUGCCAUCAACGGACAUCACUUUCAGACCUACGAGAAAAAAUUCUGUACCUGUCACGUCAGCCUUUCCCACUGCCAAGCAGGAUGAUCCCAAACAACAACCAAGUCCAUUUUCAGUGGAUCAGAGGGACUACUCCACAGAGCUGAGCGUUACGAUAGCAGUUGGAGCAUCACUGCUGUUUCUGAACAUCUUGGCAUUUGCAGCCCUGUACUACAAAAAGGAUAAGAGGAGACACGAUGUUCAUAGGAGAUGCAGCCCUCAGCGUACGACCACCAACGAUCUGACCCAUGCACAAGAAGAGGAGAUCAUGUCCCUCCAAAUGAAGCACACUGAUUUGGAUCAUGAAUGUGAGUCCAUCCAUCCACAUGAGGUGGUUCUUCGGACCGCCUGCCCCCCAGAUUACACAUUAGCGAUGAGGAGGUCACCUGAUGAUGUUCCCUUAAUGACACCCAACACGAUCACAAUGAUUCCCAACACUAUACCAGGGAUUCAACCCUUACACACAUUCAAUACAUUUACCGGAGGACAGAACAAUACGCUGCCCCAUCCCCAUCCGCACCCCCAUUCACAUUCAACAACCAGGGUAUAGCCAGAUAACAGAAACAAACUCUAUUUUUUUGAUGGAUUGCAGUAAAAGAUUACUGAAGAUUCCUUGGCUUUCAACCUACAAAACUCUUACUAUUUAAAUAAGGAGGAAUAUUAUGUGAAUAUACAUAUCAAGGACUUUGGGGGUUUUGAAAAAAAUGAAUUGUAUAUAUAUAUAUAUAUAUAUAUACACACAAAUCAACUCUAAAAAUGAAUUUCAAUUGCUUGAAGCAAUUGUUCUGAAUGAUACUUUUUCAUUCACAUUCAAGAAUUAAUUUUUUGAAGAUUUAUGUUACAUAAUGGAAUUAGGCAUGUGGAACACCAAACAGGAAAGAACUAUGUCUGAAAUAUAAAACAAAUAAAAAUAAAAAAACAACCAUGAAUAUGCACAAGGGACACACCAAUGGAAUGUCAGAUAAUUUUCACCAGUUUUUAUUUGGAACCGUUUUAUUGUGUAGACCAUAUUUACAUAUUUGGAUAAGUACACAAAACACCAAUGCUGUUAAUGGCCUUAGCGGAGGCUCAUGCUGAAAUUUGCCAGUAAAACAGAGAAGUUUAAAGACUGGCAGGUACAUUAUCACAUAAGUGCUGUCAGUAUAAAGUUGUGGGGAUACAGGAAACUGGAUAUUUUUAGCACGAUGUGCAUGAUAAUCUAUAUGCUUGGUGGCUGUGCUGCUGAUUAAGCCGUAAUUAAAAUUCUUCUCAUCCCAUUGGAGUCUUUAAUAGGAGCUUCCUCCAUCAAUUGGCAGAACCGAAAGAAGAUUUUAAGGGGCAAAAGUAAUUACAAUUAAAUAAUUCACAGUAGUUUUGAUAAUAGAAAGAAUUAGUUCUUAAAGGUAUUUGAAGAAACUAUAGGUAUAGUGAUGAAUACUCGCUGAUAUUAAUUCCAAGAACAAACAAUUUCCUGUGUUCUUAAUGUUCUUUUCAUUCCCAUCUAAAUUAUUUAUAAAAAUGUAAUCCUAAUUGGACAUGUGUUAUAGAAUCCAUAAUUUGCUGUGGUUUUUGUUACUCUGUAUUUUGUUUCCUCUGGUAAGAUGAAGUGUGUCCAAAGAGUUACUUGCAGCAGUCUUUUAUGAAAUGAGGAUGCCCCAAAUUACCACUCUGGUUAUAGCUCUCAGUUAAUUGAUUUACUCAUGUUGCAUGACAAAAUGUUUACUAAUAAUAAUUCAAUAUAAAAUUAUGUCCCUCCUCACACCACUUAUCUUUCUUACUGAGGUCAUGUCACUGGAAUUUACUUGUGCAAUCUCAGUAGAGUACAACGUAGAUGCAGAACCUAAGAGAGACAACAUCUGGGGGAUUUUAGUCUUACACUUACGUGUGAUUUUCAAUGAAUAUUCUAAGACCACAGGAAACUCUUCAUCCCCUGUUGUUUACCGGUAACAGUAUAUCACAGACCUAUCCAAAUGUUUGUAUAUGUAAUCAGAUGUACAUUUAUAUUAAAAAAUGAGAUGGACUUAAAGAGCACAUCCUGAUAAAUACUUUCUCUCUUACCUGUACUAUAUUUCUAUUAGACUAAAGUUAUGUGAUUUUUUUUUACAUUUUUUCAGAUGACUAGCAAUUUUGAUAGUUUGUAAGAUAAUGCAAAGAACUUUCUCUGACAAACUAACUGCAGUAACAGAAACCUUUCUUUUCAGUUACUCUUUUUCAAGAAUGAAAGCUUAUUAUACAAAAAAAUUGUAUACUACUUGAUGGAAAAAAAACUUUGUACAUCUUGGCCAUGUCAUUGGUCAUUGCGUGAAAUAAAGAUAAACUGGAUAAUGACUAUUAGUCCAAUGAUAAGAGACAUGAUCUUUGCUCAUUAAAGAGCUAAAAUGUUUAUUGCUGUUUUGUCUUUUUUUUAAAAAAAAAAAUAGAAAAGAAACAUGACUGUCUCAGAGUCAUUUUUCUAGACCAAUCGAAUUUUUGAAGACAUUUAGG
Molecule: messenger RNA, 5417 nt
Organism: Myotis myotis
Lineage: Eukaryota; Metazoa; Chordata; Mammalia; Chiroptera; Vespertilionidae
Gene: NLGN1
Product: neuroligin 1
Exons: 6
Coding region: 1033-3504 (823 amino acids)
Biological process (GO): synaptic vesicle endocytosis; presynaptic membrane assembly; chemical synaptic transmission
Cellular component (GO): cell surface; synapse; postsynaptic specialization membrane
Molecular function (GO): neurexin family protein binding; signaling receptor activity
Source: RefSeq, a predicted model, not a curated record